This is a messenger RNA of Heteronotia binoei (common prickly gecko), 2895 nucleotides long. Its product is annotated as zinc finger protein 397-like. Gene Ontology annotation, biological process: regulation of cytokine production; negative regulation of transcription by RNA polymerase II; regulation of immune system process. Bases 341 to 2161 code for a protein of 606 amino acids. The record is from RefSeq and is a predicted model, not a curated record. NCBI's taxonomy places the organism in Eukaryota, Metazoa, Chordata, Lepidosauria, Squamata, Gekkonidae. The transcript has 4 exons.
GGGGGUGGGGGGGUGUCUGCAGGGCUCGAGAUCCUCAGGGGUCCGCGCAGAGACAGGAACUGUGGGGUGCGGAACCAGAACAGAAACUCCAGCUAGGUACAAUGCCCAGUGUUUAAACCCACGUGUACUGGGGAGCUACCAGUGGGGUAUUAACAACAGCAGGAUCAAGGUACCCAGAUGAAAAUAAAAGAAGAAGAGACUUCUGGGUGAGGAAACAAGUAGAAGAAAGGGGAUGCUAUGUUACCUGAGAGAGAAAAUGACUGAAUAGCUGUGAGAGCUGGCAGCCCUGGGUCUCCAAGUUCAGGCAAAGCUUCGCAAGAGGGCGAGUCCAACAUCAAAAAUGGAGAAACAGGCACCAGAAAGCCUGGCUCCGGGAGAAGGAUUGGAGGGAACAAGAAGAGACAAUUUUGCUAUCCAUCCUGGGGCUAUCAGGGAACUACCUCGCUGGGCGGCAGUACGACAGCAGGGAAUACCUCACCACCUGGAAUCCCAGUGGCAGGAUUUCCUGAAAACCAUUCAGUCCCCUUCUGUAGGAUGGGGAAAUCCACAGCUGCCAGAACUGGCAUCCUGGGAUGACCUGGUACACUUUGAAAGAGUGUUUGGUGCCUGCCAUUGGCCUAGAGGAGAGGGGGUAACCCGGUUCAUGCCAGCCUUCAGUGCAGAAGCCCAGCAAGCCUUCAGCAUCUUGAAUUCUAGAGACAAAACAGACUAUGGGAAAGUAAAAGCUGCCUUCCUGCAAGGAAACUCCACCAGCACAGAAAUACAUCGCCAGCGCUUCAGAAAGUUCUGCUAUCAAGAGGCUGAGGGACCUCGUGAAGUUUGCAACCGCCUGAGGGAACUCUGCCACUGCUGGCUUGAGCCGGAGAGUCGAACAAAGGAGCAGAUCAUAGAGCUGCUAAUCUUAGAGCAGUUCUUGAACAUCCUGCCACAGGAAAUCCAAAGCCAGGUCAAGGAACGUAGCCCUGAGACCUGUGCCCAAGCAGUGGCCCUGGCUGAAGGCUUCAUUUUAAGACGGCAGGAAGGCGAACAACCAGAGAAGCAGAGGCCUGAGGCAUUCCAAGGUGUAGCUGUGGAUUUUUCUGAAGUCCAGAGAUCUUCGUUGGAUGUCAGGCAGAGGCCACUUAGCAGAGAGGCCAGGAAGCAAGAUAACUGCAGCACCAGGUCUUUGGGAACCAAGAUCACAAAUAAAACUGAGGAGAACUUUGAACAUCAAGAGUCCAGGGAAGAGGAGGUAACUGCAGCCCCAGAGGGAACUCAAAGAAAAGAGAAGUCUCACCUUUGCAUCGAGUGUGGGAAAAGCUUUACACGUCCCUCAGACUUGGCGAAGCACCUGAAUGUCCACACAGGAGAAAAGCCCUACCUGUGUGUCGAGUGUGGGAAAAGCUUUAGUCAGCUGUCUCACCUUACCAGACAUCAAAAAAUCCACUCAGGGGAAAAACCUCACAUCUGCUCAGAGUGUGGAGAUACAUUCAGCCAACGAGCGUAUCUUGUCAGUCAUCAGAGGAGCCAUUCUGGAGAGCAGCCGUACCGUUGUUCAUACUGCCAGAAGUGCUUUAGCCAUCAGUCAGCUCUCAAGAUACAUGAGCGGAACCACAUGGGCCAAAAACCCUAUGCCUGUGUGGAUUGUGGGAAGCGCUUUGUGUCCUCUUCCUCUCUCACAACCCACCGGAGGAUCCACACAGGAGAGAAGCCUCAUGCCUGCAGUGUGUGCGGGAAAAGAUUCAUCCAGCAUUCCAAUCUCGUGUCACAUCAACGAACCCACUCAGGGGAAAAGCCAUUCUCCUGUAAAGUGUGUGGGAGGAGAUUUGCUUACCCUUCUGAUCUGACAAGGCACCAAAAAAUCCACACUGGAGAAAAGCCCUACCCUUGCGAUGAGUGCGAGAGACGAUUCACCAGGCUGUCUGACCUUAUAACACAUCAGCGAAUCCACACAGGAGAAAAACCAUACCGCUGCCUCGAGUGUGGUAGGAGGUUCCGCCAGAGGGGAGUACUGGUCAAACACCAGAAGUGCCAUUCGAAAGAGAAUCCAAAAGGAGGCGAAUCUGUCCAGCUCACAGAGUCACAGACAGACAGCGAAUUCAAAGCCCAUGAGAUGAAGCAGGAGAAAGACGAUUUAGAAAACCUGGCAGAUUCCAGCAUGAUCCCUUUUCCCAGUUCUUGAUCCCUACCAUUCCUGCUCAACAAAGGCCCAAAGUGAGUCAAGGUAUUUUAAGCUACACAAAAGGUCUCGCUUUGCUCCUCCUGCAGAAAAAUGAUAUGUUCUUUACUGGUGCUGAGCGACUGGUUGUGAGAACAAGUGUCCAUUCUUCCUCUCCUGCUUAGACUGUUGUGAACAGUAUGAGCAGAUCACUCUGGAGCCUCCUGUCUGUUCAGGAGUGACAGGGAAUGAGGAAUAGUUCUGCCCUUUCCUCCUGCCCUUUGCUGACCCCUCCUGCUGCCAUUCUGAUCAUCAGAAGAAGCUGAAACGAUGCAGUUUGCUCCACAAGCAGCAAUGGGGAUAAGGUUCUCCCUAGUAGCUGGCUUGUCUUCCUUGGCUGGAUGAAACCAGAACAGAAUUCUUCUCUUUGAAAGAGCAGCAUCCUGUUAUCUUGAGCAAGAUGGCUAAACACCACCGUCCACUAUGCAUGCGUCCAGGGUGUGUGUGUUGGGAUGAGAGGGGAAAUUGCGUAUGUCUGUCACUGGGGAGGGAAUGAAUGCUGCCCCUCACUGUCAGGAAGAACUCAGCCAGGGACUGGGAGGGGAGCAGUCAGAUGUCACCAUAACACAACGGGCUUCUGGGCUCGCUGGCUAGAGUUCAGUCCCAAAGCAAUACACAAGGGUGAACUGUGGUGGUAAUGAUGUCGGCUGGAAGCCUUCCUUGCCUCAUCCAACAAUGGAGUCAGAGACGGCCCCCAU